This is a messenger RNA of Amaranthus tricolor (Joseph's coat), 4057 nucleotides long. RefSeq names its product disease resistance protein At4g27190-like. The coding region runs from base 510 to 3716 and encodes 1068 amino acids. Gene Ontology annotation, molecular function: sequence-specific DNA binding; protein binding; DNA-binding transcription factor activity. The transcript is spliced from 7 exons. NCBI's taxonomy places the organism in Eukaryota, Viridiplantae, Streptophyta, Magnoliopsida, Caryophyllales, Amaranthaceae. Gene Ontology annotation, biological process: regulation of DNA-templated transcription. The record is from RefSeq and is a predicted model, not a curated record.
AGUAUAUUAACAAAUGUAACAAAAUCAAAAUGGUAAAUUGACUUCCAAAAACCACUUUGUCUUCCAUCUUUCUAAAAAUUUCAGUCGGUUAACUGGAAAUACUCUCUCGUCCGUCUCCACUUUCCCUAAUUUUAUUCAUUAUUCAGAUCUUUGAGAGACGGAAGAUGCUUGCAAUAAAACGGAAGAUCUAUCAUCUGAAGCUUGCAACUCAUCCCUGGGCAAGGAUACGCAGAAUUCCACUGAAGAGGGAAUCAAGGACUACGUCAAAACACCGCAUGAACGAUGGAAAGCUAGGAAGUUUGAGACGAGGACAAUAUAAGUUGUCCCGCAAGUUAGGGUCCAGGGGGAGAGGUAGCGGACAGAUCAUACCCGUACCUUUUUGGAAGAGAGGGGAAAAGGGCAUGAGAAAUGCGCGCAAUCAAGAAAAUCCCCAGGUAAUAUGAGCCUCGCCAAAAGAAAGGCUUGUCAAAAAUGCUGAUGAAGAUGGAUUUACUUGGAGAUUGUACGGGAUGAAAGAAAUUUCAGGAGCAAAGUACAAGAGGAGCUAUUAUAGGUGCUUCUUUCGUGGAUGUCAUGCCACUAAGAUAGUGCAAAGAUCUGACGAUUGCAAUAAUUUUAAGGUCACGUACAGGGGUACACAUACUUGCUGUUUCGUAGCCAAGAAUACUCCAGCAAGCAGCAGUGAGGCAACAGAAUCAAUAUCUUAUGGAGCCGCAAGCAACGAGACAUCAGAAACAUAUUUCAAUGGAUCUAAUUCCUCGUAUUCUAUUCAAAAUUGCAUAAAAGAAUCAAAUCUAAUGCCGUCGACUUUUACUACAAUUUGGGACUGGGACAAAGAUUUAUUGCUAAACUGGGAGGAAAGUGAAGCAUGCUAUGAUAUUCAUAAUGCUGGUGUAAGUGGUGAAGUUAGACAAGAAGAGUCUAUUUUGUCAUCUUCUGCUCUUAUACAGUCAAAUAAGCCAGUUUUAGCUGAAUCAAUGUUCAGCAGAACUGAAUACAUUUUCGCGACUCCGCACUUGAAGAGAAAAGAACUGUCUUCUUUUUCUCCACAAUGUUCAUCAGUAAAUUCUAGUGGAUCCGUGGAUAGCAACUUGCAAAAGCUAUUUUCAGCUUGUCAGGAUGUAAAAGUCAGGAAGAUUGGAUUUUAUGGAACUGGUGGUGUAGGAAAAACCACAGCAAUGAAGGCAUUUUUUUUGCACUAUGAUUCAAAGAGAUUGUUUGACUUUGUCCUUUGGGUGACUAUACCAAGACACUUUUCUAGAAGAAUGAUACAGAAUGCAUUAAGCAAACAAUUAUCUUUAGAAAUACCGAAUAUCAAGUCUGACGAUGAAGUUGCUAUGAUCCUUCAUCAAACUCUUCUUGCAAAAAAGUUCAUUUUGUUUCUAGAAGAUGUUUGGGAGUAUGUGGAUCUGCUAAAGAUCGGAAUUCCUAUUGGCAAUCUACAAUACAACUAUAUGAUAAUUUUGACGGCCACAUCAGUUUCUAUUUGCAAAGCCAUGGAGGUGGAUAGAAUCAUUAAAGCAGAGCCGCUCCCUGGGGAAGAAUCAUGGAAAUUGUUCCGAUUUAAUGUUGGCGAAGUCUUGGAUAAUCAAUGUAUUGAGCAUUAUGGUCGAGUUAUUGUGGGUGAGUGUUAUGGUUUGCCUUUGACGAUCAAAGUUGUUGGAAGAGCCUUAAGAAUGGAUAGCUGUAUUUUCUCAUGGAAGCGUGCACUGCAGGAUAUAUUAUUGACUGAUCCUCUUCAGGUACUCAAACUUGGAUAUGAUAGACUAAACGCAGAUGAUAUGAAAAGUUGCUUUCUGUAUUCUGCCUUAUUCAUAGGAUGCAAAACUGUGAGGAUUCCUUCUCUGGUUGAGUACUUGGUCGAUGAAGGACUUUUUUACGGGAGUAUGAAAAGAGGACAUGAUGUUCUAAAGAAUCUUUGUAACGUCUCUCUGUUGGAGUGCAGCGAUGGCUUGAUGGUUGAAAUGCAUGACCUUCUAUGUGAUUUGGCAUUAAAAAUACUGUCAGAUGUGAAUGGGUUCCAAAUGUUGUUGAAUCGUUAUGUAAAGUCAAUAUUGCCACUGGGAACCUUUCUGUCUACUAAAAGAGCUGAGAGCUCAUCUUUGGAUAGUCACGUAUCUAUUCUAAGAGCUUGCGAGGGUUUCAAUGAAUCACCAUCAAAGAAAGAAUGGGAAAAUGCAAAGAUGGUAUUUUCGAUGGAUAAUCCAUUAUUAAUUUUACCCGAAAGGCCCGCCUGCUCAAAAAUGUUGAUACUUUUCCUUCAAAGAAAUAGCAGGUUGAGAUCCAUACCUUCGUCUUUCUUUGAUAACAUGUCUUCUCUUCAAAUUCUGAACCUGUCAAAAACCAGAAUAAAGUCGUUGCCAAAGUCUGUCUCAAAAUUAGAACACAUGCAGGUAUUGAUUCUUCGAAACUGUGAGCGUUUACUCUUUCUUCCCUCUGAAAUUGGGGCUCUCAAACAUCUCUUAGUUCUUGAUGUACACGGAACAGAAAUAUGCCAUUUGCCUGAUCAAGUUGGUGAGCUGCUUUGUUUAGUUCACUUACAAGUUCGCUUCUAUGGAUCCAUGGAUCAGGAUGAAUGUACAAUGCUGCCUUCACAAUUGAUAUCCAAGGGAAUAAUUGCCAAACUUGUUCGGUUAAGGGAGCUUAGCAUCAUUGUGUAUCCAGGAGAUUUGCGAUGGACAAAAAUUGCAUUAGAGCUAACAAGAGAAGUGAGCAAUUUGAAACUGUGUUCCCUGUCUUUCCACUUUCCUGAAAUAAAUCAUCUUGAGUACUUCAUGAAUGUAAGUCCAGCUUGGCUGCAUCGAACAUUGGAUCGUUUCAAUUUUAUCGUGGGCCAUGAUGUCAAGCGUGUUGUUUCUCAUGUUUCUUCAGAACUAGAAAACGAGUUUAAUCAGCAAGACCGUUGCUUAAGGUUUGUUGAUGGUCAGGAUGCUCCUGAUGCAAUCAAGAAAAUUUUUUCACAAGCUACAGCAUUCUACUUGGAUCAUCACCUAAGUGCUUACUCCUUGACGCAUUUCGGAUUAUAUACUAUGGAUAAUUUGAAGUUUUGCAUAGUGAGGGAUUGUCCAAAAUUGAAAACAGUGAUAAACAGCAAAAACCUGACAGGAAGUGUUUUCAGAUCCCUGGAGAUCUUGAGCAUCCACUAUUCUUGGAAUUUAAGUCGGAUCUGGGUGGGUCCCAUUCCACCUGGAAGCUGUUUGAUGCUUAGACAAUUGUCAGUGCACUCUUGCCCAAAACUGGAAUUCAUUCUGUCUGCUUCCAUGGUUGCUGUUCUUCCCAACCUUGAGGAGUUGAUUGUUGCGGACUGUCAAUCCUUGAAAAGUGUUGUCACCAACGAGGAUCAGAUUUCUGCUGAUGAUGACACCAUUGACAGUGACCAUUUCGAGCCUUAUAAUGCCGAUGCAAAAGACCCUAUGGAGGUUGACACUUUUAAUGUUGCGGAGCUUAAGAUAAAGGUUAUGAAGCUUCAUUAUCUUCCCAAAUUGGUAAACAUUUGGAGCGAUGGUGAUUUGCCUUGCUUAGUGUACGUCAAUAUAUAUAACUGUCCUCGACUGCAAAAUCUCAAUCUGAAGUCUCCUGUUGAGAUCACCUUAAAGGAGAUCAAAGCCGAAACAGCCUGGUGGGAUCAUUUGGAGUGGGAUGAUCCUGCAUUGCCUGCUAAACUUCAAGGCUGCGUUAAGGAUAUCCAGAGUGAUGAUAUAUGGGGCACGGUAUAGGCAUGGUGUCGAAUAAAAUCUGGUAAUUAAUUGGACACUUGUACUGGUGUAUUUCAGUCUGUGUUGGUACUGUCAUGUAGCAUUGUCAAGCUUCUAUUUGUUUUAUCGUUUGCUCGAGUACUAAAGGCGUCGUUAGAAUGUGCAAGUACAGUGUAUUGAUAAAAUUGAUAAAAUUUUGUGUAUGUGUUGUGUAUUAAAAUGUGCAUGUACAUGCUGUAUAGUAGUACUUCUAAAUUUUGUGCUACUCCGUUUUGGUAAGAGGAAUAGAGAGAAUUGAUCUUUCUAUAGGUGGUGAAUUUUAUAUUGUACAACGGAAUUGAAAAUGAAGUGAUUUCUCACUA